CAUGUGGACUCACUCCGUGUCGCGAACUGGACCGGCACGGACCUCACUAUGAGCGCGCCGGCUCCACCCGUCCUGCGCGGAGAUGCCACCCUUGUGGGGCAGAAUUUGUUAGAUGUUGUUAAAGCGGUGCGGGGAGAGGCUCCCCUCCUGGAGGAGGCUCUCCUUGCUAGAUUCGAAGCCGACGUGCCGCCCCGAAGCCUCAGCGACGACGAGCUGGCGGAGCGGCUGGAGACCCUCACGGGAGAGAACUCCGGUUUCCUCCUAGACAUGACGGGAAAGGACCUCAAGGCACACGAGACGAUCGUCCGCUUGGCGCACUUCUUGAUCAUGGCAGCCAACGAUGCCGCGGCACCCAGGCAGCCGAUCCGAUCAUCCAAGGCCGGCAAAACCGCAGCCCAGGCGGUCGCAAACCUCCUGGACCCCACCGACGAACCGCCCCGAGAGACCCGACGCCACCAGUUCGUCCGGCCUCCCUCCGCCAGCCCAAAAGGCAAAGCCAGUCCCACUGGAGGAGGACUCAAGCUCCGGUAGCGAGAGCGAUCUCGAGGAGAUGCGAGAGCUGGACAAGGCGAAGGAGGCGUGCCUGGACCCCCUCAUUCACCGCUACCCCGCAAAACUCCACGGGCCACUGCUGCGCCUGCAGGAGAAAGCCAUCCGGGUCGGGGCCCAAAGGAGCGUGGUUGAGCGCUAUAAGAACUUAGCGAAUUUCGUCCUCGAAAACCCCUCGAAGACAAACAUGUGGUAGCUGGUGGCCGUAGGGGCAGUCAGACUAGUUCACAAGGUCUUUCUACUUCUGGCGGUUUUCGGCCAGAUGUGCA
This is a messenger RNA of Branchiostoma floridae (Florida lancelet), 818 nucleotides long. RefSeq lists its product as uncharacterized. Bases 49 to 531 code for a protein of 160 amino acids. Lineage: Eukaryota; Metazoa; Chordata; Leptocardii; Amphioxiformes; Branchiostomatidae. The transcript is spliced from 2 exons. The record is from RefSeq and is a predicted model, not a curated record.